Coregonus sp. 'balchen' is the source of this 2356-nucleotide messenger RNA. Lineage: Eukaryota; Metazoa; Chordata; Actinopteri; Salmoniformes; Salmonidae. The record is from the annotation of a GenBank genome assembly.
AUGGAUGGUGAUGCUGAUGUGGACCCAGGCAGGGACGACCUGCCCCUCAGAGCCAACACCAACCAUAUCCUGGUCAGACACUAUGUCCUGGACCUGGACAUACACCUUCACACAAAGGUUAUCACUGGUACUGUGGUGCUCUUCCUGGAGCCAGGCCGUGGGGCUGGAGAUGGGGAUGGGGAUGGGGAUGGGGAUGGGGAAGGUGCCCCAACCCCACCCCAACCAUCCCAGACUGAUGACUCCUGGGAGGAUGAGAGCCACGGAGACUUUACCUUAGUUCUGGACUGCUGUGACCUCACCGUGUCAAAAGUAGAGGAGCUGGACGUGACCUCUGUGUCGGACAUGCAGGGUCUCCUAAAGGAGGUCAAGGGUGAGGGGUCAGGGGUUGAACCACAACCAGACAGCCAAUCAGCUGUGCUCAUUCAGAGGCUGAUCUCCCUCCCCUCCACCCAAUGGAAAAAGCAGCACCACCUGUACUUCCAGUGCAGUCAUGCCCCUGCUUCUGAGGGUGGGGGACCCCUCAUCUUCCACACUGACCGCUGGAGCCUCCAGGUGAGGAUGAGGGGGGUUCGGACCCCCCAGGAGUUCCCCCGAGCCCUGAGGGUCUGCUACGAGACCAAGCCAGAGGGAGGCUCUGUCAGGUGGACUAAAGAUCAGGACAACAGGUGGGACAUCAAGAUAUGAAAUAUUAUCUUCUAUGUGCUUAAUACUCAGACUGUUAACAAUUUGUCUCCUUCUGUCUGCUCUCAGGCUGAAACAAAUUGUACAGUAGAUAAACCAAGUCUGCAUGUCCCAUGGACAGUAAGAUGAAGGAAGUUGUUUACCCUGUUUACUCCUCUAGGUCAUGUGUUUACACAGCCGGCUCCCCCAUCAACAACCGGGCCCUCUUCCCCUGUCAGGAGCCUCCUGUUGCAAUGUCGACAUGGCAGGCCCGGGUACGAGCCCCCAGGGAGUGUGUGGUUCUAUUGAGUGGAGAGAAGCAGGCCCAGCCCACUCACCUGCACCACACAGGUAAUACACUCCUGAUCAGUGUACAGCGGAUAAGUGCAAACUGUUACAGUUCUCCAGUCCACUCAUCCACUCUUUGCCUUCUCUCUCUCUCUCUCUCUCUCUCUCUCUCUCUCUCUCUCUCUCUCUCUCUCUCUCUCUCUCUCUCUCUCUCUCUCUCUGUCUCUGUCUCUCUGCCUUCUCUCUCUCUGUCUCUGCCUUCUGUCUCUCUCUCGGUCUCUCUCUCUCUCUUUCUCUCUCUCUCUGUCUCUCUCUCUCCCUCUCUCUGUCUAGGUCUCUCUAGUUGGGACUACUAUGUCACUAUGCCUAUGCCUGCCUCCACCUUUACCUUGGCAGUGGGUUGCUGGCGCCAGGCCACGGCACAACUUUCCACAGCACAGCUUACCCCUCCUGUGCAGGGUACAAGGGCUGGGGCCUCCCAUACGCAUGCUGGCAGGUAUGAUUUAUUUCCCGUAAGACCCCUCCUCUCCCCCUCGUCUUCCCCUCUUCGUGGUUUCCCUGCAACCCAGGCGGUAGACCCAGGUCUUCCCCAGCAGAGCUUUCCCCUGCCCUAAAGAGUUCACCACAGGCUGAGGCUGGUGUUUGGGGGCUCCACCACCAUGCAAGCUGGCAGCUCUGUCAUUCUUCCCGUAAUACCACCCUUUCUACCUCCUCCUCUCAUGGUUUCCCUCCAACCCAGCCAUACCCAGUCGUUAACCCCAGGGCUUCUCCUGUUACAAGGAGGGCCAUUAUUCUCAGUGAACGGCUAGAGAGGAAACUUGGAUCAGAUUUGGGUUUUGGUCUUUGAACACAUGCAGUUCUAAUACUAAGAUGGAGUUACUGUAACUGAAUGGAAGUUGAAUUAAAUUUAAUGUUUGGGUUUUCUCUGGCUUUCCCGUGUGAUGCAAUGUUCCAUCUUUCCAUCUCUCUCGUUUCUAAGCCUGUAGUGAAAAUAGCGAAAAUACAAGCCUAAAUCUUUUUUUCCUUCACCCCAUAACGCAGCUUGGACCUGAAUCCAUUCACUAACAUGGACCAUCCAGUCAUCACCAGCCCACAGUCUACAUUAGUUUACUCAGGCCUAAAGGAUGAGAAGCACUCUGAGAGCGACUGCUCAGGCCUGGGUGAUGACAACUUAACCUGUUGCCAUGUUGAUUACCCCUGUCCAUUCACCGACCCAUCUGCCUGGAGCCAAGGAGUGAUCCCUCACCGGGUGUUUUCCCCGCCCUCUCUACUGCAGAAGGCCCAGGUCCAGAUCCUCCCCCUUCUGCCUGGCUGUCUGGCUGCAGCCCACGCUACCCUGGGGGUCCAUCCCUUCCCCCGCCUCGACGUACUCAUCGUCCCAGCCGGCUUCUCUAGUCUGGGCAUGGCC